CACACACACUCUGUCACAUGAAUCCGGCUGUCACCAGGAGUCUCAAGAUGGCGGCUCAUCUUUCCUGCGGCCGGGUGAACCUAAACGUUUUGAGGGAGGCGAUGCGCAUUGAGCUGCGGGAGUUCCUGGAUAAAUGUGCGGGGAGUAAGGCUAUUGUAUGGGAUGAGUAUCUGACGGGCCCUUUUGGAUUAAUUGCCCAGUAUUCGCUCUUAAAGGAACAUGAAGUGGAAAAAAUGUUUACGCUUAAGGCGGGCCCGUUACCAUCAUCUGAUGUUAAAAACAUCAUAUUUUUUGUCAGACCCAAGCUGGAACUAAUGGACAUAAUUGCUGAGAACAUUCGGAGAGAAGAUAAAGGUCGCUUUACUCAACGGGAUUUUCACAUUUUAUUUGUGCCUCGUCGUAGCCUGCUGUGUGAGCAGAGACUUAAGGAACUGGGUGUUCUUGGCUCUUUUCAUCAUCGUGAGGAAUACCGCCUAAAUCUAAUCCCUUUUGACGGUGACCUGUUGUCCAUGGAAUCUGAUAAUGCUUUUAAGGAAUGCUACCUGGAGAAUGAUCAGACAACACUUUAUCAUGUAGCUAAGGGACUCACCACUUUGCAGGCCUUGUAUGGGACCAUUCCUCAGAUUUGUGGGAAAGGAGAAUGUGCGAGGCAUGUCGCCAAUAUGAUGAUCAGGAUGAAGCGAGAAUUGGGUGGAAGCAACAACCAGAUAACGCCAGUGUUUGACACACUUUUGUUGCUGGAUCGUAAUGUUGACUUGUUGACACCACUAGCAACCCAGCUCACAUAUGAGGGACUUAUCGAUGAAGUCUAUGGCAUUCAAAAUAGCAAUGUGAAACUUCCCCCAGAAAAAUUUGCCCCCAAGAAACAGGGGGAGAGUGGGAAAGAUCUCCCUACAGAACCGAAGAAACUGCUGCUGAACUCUGCUGAGGAGUUAUAUGCCGAGAUCAGGGACAAAAACUUCAACGCUGUAGGCUCAGUACUGAGUAAGAAGGCCAAAAUUAUAUCUGCAGCUUUUGAGGGGAGACACAACGCCAAGACGGUGGGUGAAAUCAAGCAAUUCGUCUCACAACUGCCGCAUAUGCAAGCUGAACGGGCAUCGUUAGCAAAUCACACAUCCAUUGCUGAACUCAUAAAGGAUAUAACCACUUCAGAAGCAUUUUUUGAUAAUUUAACAGUGGAGCAAGAAUUCAUGUCUGGCUUUGACACUGAUAAGGUUAAUCCAUACAUAGAGGAUUGUAUUGCGAAAAAAGAACCCUUAAUACAGAUCUUAAGACUGGUCUGCCUUCAAUCUGUGUGCAACACGGGUCUCAAGCAAAAGGUGCUGGACUUCUACAAGAAAGAGAUUUUACAGACUUAUGGUUAUGAGCACAUACUGACCCUGCACAAUCUGGAAAAGGCUGGGCUUUUAAAAGCACAAUCGGGCAGUAGAAAUAAUUACCCAACCAUCAGGAAAACCCUGCGCCUCUGGAUGGACGAUGUCAAUGAGCAGAAUCCUAAUGACAUCUCCUAUGUGUACAGUGGCUAUGCUCCUCUCAGUGUUCGUCUGGCACAGGUUCUGGUCCGUCCAGGUUGGAGAAGUAUUGAAGAGGUUCUUAAAAUCCUUCCUGGUCCUCAAUUUGAAGAACGGCAGUCCCUACCGGCUGGGCUUCUGAAGAAACGUCAACAAGGGGAGAACAAGGUGAUGCUGAUCUUUUUCCUUGGUGGAGUGACCUUUGCAGAAAUUGCUGCCUUGCGUUUCCUUUCUCAACUGGAGGACGGUGGAACCGAAUACAUAAUUGCUACUACCAAACUGAUCAAUGGAACUACAUGGAUUAAAUCUCUAAUGGAAAAGCUUGAGCCACCACCUUUUUAAAUCCAAGUCCCAUUGUCUGGGAAAUGCAACAGGACAUCCCACUAAAACAAAGUGCUAAAAUUUGGAAAUGGUUCCAAAGACUGAUGCAAAAGUUAUCUUAGGUGGUAGCCUCAAUGGUAGGAGAAGUGGAUUACACACGAUUCCAUGCUGUAAAUAACCUGUAACUUGUCUACAGCCUACAGUGAAACUUAGAAACAAAGAUAUUGUGAUGGUGUACAGUACAUGUACAGUGCUGGUCAGGUGGUUAAAGAUGAAGCCCGCUCUGGAGCGUGGGCGUCAUUACCGUCUGGUAUUUUACACAGCAGAAACCUAGAGCUAAUGUAUAUGAUUGGCAAAAAAAAAAAACUGAUCACAGAUAUUUAAACCCUCCGAUGCAGUGGAUAGUUGUGACCACUGCAUCAGAUGCCACUUUUUCUGGGAGCACUACACUCCUUGGGCCUGAACAGCUCCCCCAGAGCGUUGAUCGGGGAGCCAUUGGUUUGCUUUGGUAGCCUCAGUCCCUCUGAAGGAUCAGAGGCUACCACAGCAAUAUUACCUAGGAACAUAAUGGAACUGCCUUAGGCUGUAAUGGUAAUUCAUUGCACUCUAUGGGAGAAGUGAUCAGAUGAUCGCAUGUUAAA
Bufo bufo (common toad) is the source of this 2473-nucleotide messenger RNA. It is a transcript of the gene VPS33A, whose product is annotated as VPS33A core subunit of CORVET and HOPS complexes. The record is from RefSeq and is a predicted model, not a curated record. NCBI's taxonomy places the organism in Eukaryota, Metazoa, Chordata, Amphibia, Anura, Bufonidae. The transcript is spliced from 13 exons. Gene Ontology annotation, cellular component: CORVET complex; lysosome. Gene Ontology annotation, biological process: vesicle-mediated transport; intracellular protein transport. The coding region runs from base 18 to 1853 and encodes 611 amino acids.